UUGAGGAAGAAAGAGCAAGCGGAAAGAGAAAGACAACGUCAGGAAACAGAAAGGCGGCAUCCCGAGGAUGACAAAAUGAGGGUCGGUGUGAGUGCACGUAAGGUGGAGAGCGCGGAGGUAUCUUCGCCGUCCGUGUCGCCGGUGGCGCGCGGCUCCCCGCCCGCAGCGCCCGCCGCGCCGCCCGCGCCCGCAGCACCCGACAAGCCGCCUAUCUCUGAACGUGACCGGCUCCGACAACGAGAACAGGAACGCAGGAGGAGAGAAGCGUUGGCUGGGCAAAUUGACAUGAAUUUCCAAAGCGAUACGAUGGCGGCCUUUGAAGAAACACUGUAA
Messenger RNA from Danaus chrysippus (African queen), 333 nucleotides. The record is from the annotation of a GenBank genome assembly. NCBI's taxonomy places the organism in Eukaryota, Metazoa, Arthropoda, Insecta, Lepidoptera, Nymphalidae.